This is a messenger RNA of Parathielavia appendiculata, 2493 nucleotides long. RefSeq lists its product as uncharacterized. Bases 1 to 2493 code for a protein of 830 amino acids. The transcript has a single exon. Gene Ontology annotation, molecular function: MAP kinase tyrosine phosphatase activity; MAP kinase tyrosine/serine/threonine phosphatase activity; protein tyrosine/threonine phosphatase activity. Lineage: Eukaryota; Fungi; Ascomycota; Sordariomycetes; Sordariales; Chaetomiaceae. Gene Ontology annotation, biological process: protein dephosphorylation; negative regulation of MAPK cascade. Gene Ontology annotation, cellular component: cytosol; cytoplasm; nucleus. The record is from RefSeq and is a predicted model, not a curated record.
AUGCCGUCUGCCGUGGCGCGACGGUUGUUUGAGGACCAAAUCCCCUCCAUAAUGUCUGUCUAUGAGGUGGACAGUGGCAUCGACAUGGACCAGUCGAAUUCUGUCACAAUUGUCGACCCGAAGUUGGUCAUGGAGGACGCAAAGCUACCCGCCGAUUCACAACCAGGGUUGAGACCCGGUUCAUUGCCCUCAGAAGCCGCUCACAGGCACAAUGACAGCACAUCAACACACAUGACCGAGUCAGCCGACUCAUCCCCGACGACGACAGUAUCGAUUACAGAUUCAUCAGAUCUUUCCGACCCCUCUCCGUCUUCGUCCCCUGAUUCCCCCGUAAAUAUUGCCCAGCUUCCGAGUUUUGCUGCGGCGUCGCUCGGGCGCUUGUCCGGCAUGGCCAGUCUCACGGUCUCCGACCCAAACCAGGAUCGGCCGAGGACAUCACCAGGGCCCAGGCGGCUCAAGAACAUGAAAGGACUCUCCAUCCAGCCGCCCAUGAGUUCACUUUCCUCAUCGUUGCUGUCUGAGCCUUCUUCGCCCUCUUUUAUCAAGCCUAUGAUCGCUCCCAUGAAGCGCAAACCCAGUCAGCUCAGCCUCAAAACGAACUCUUCAGACCUGAUAGCGCGCACGACAGUCGAGGUGCCCCACUCUCCCACCGUCGCUCCCAUCCUGCAACGUCGCGCUCUGAAACACUCGGCAUCAACCCCUCAGAUGCUGUCGGGUCUGAAAUCGGCGACAUUCGGCCCACCUGAGGGCAUGACGUUUCCGACCGUGAUGGAGCGAAAUGAGUCGGGCCUCUCGACUUUUUUCCGCCCACCCCGGCCAGCCGAUGCCCCUGCGCUGGGCCCAACAAUCCAGGAAGAAGAUUCGCCGAUACGACCACAGGUGGCGAAUCGCAUUGCGUUUGACAGCGAGCCCUACCAUGAAGUUGAGAACAAUGAGGACCAGAAAUCGCCCGGGUAUCCAGAUGGGCCUAUCGCGAUCUACAGCGACAAUGUUUAUCUUUAUCUUGAGCCGACUGCUGAAGAGGCGGCCCGCUUCGAUGUGGUUAUCAACGUGGCGCGCGAAGUGAGCAAUCCUUUCAAGGCUGCCUCAAAUCGCCAGCAAAGUCUAGAGUCCAAGGAGAAACCUGCUGAAGACUCUCCGAUUCCGGAGACUGCGGCGACAACGGCGAGUUAUGCCACCGCGUUUGAAUACUUUCCUGACGACGCCUCAGGCGAUACGCCAACAACGCCCAGGGCACAACCUUUCAAGGAGCCCGAGUACAUCCACAUUCCAUGGGACCACAACACGGAUAUUGCGCGGGACCUCAUGACUCUUUGCGAAACAAUCGACAAGCGAACGAAGGAGGGGAAGAAGGUGCUGGUACAUUGUCAACAGGGCGCCAGCAGAUCGGCGAGUCUAAUCAUUGCCUACGGCCUCUAUCAGAACCCCGAGCUAAGCGUCAACGACGCCUACUACGCGGCUCAGGCCAAGAGUCGGUGGAUCAGUCCCAACAUGAAACUGAUGUACUGCUUGCAGGAUUUCCAGAAGGAGGUCGCUAAGAGGAGGCUCGCACCAAGCGCGGGGCUGAAGCCGCGCUCAGGAAGAAGCCCGACAAAACACAGGGCGACCAUGUCAGCGGACAACAUUGAGGUGGCAGCUAAGGAACCCCUUACCGCCCCGCUCCCGGCUGACGGUGUGGCUUCGAAACAUGUGAGUCCCGAGAGGAGUCCUAACCGGGCAAGAGGAAACUCGACUCCUAACCGGGGAGAGCCGAUCUCACCGGGCCCUUCAUCCGCUCCAUCGAGUUUCUCAUGGUCAGAGAAGGAGGAUGAGUCGGACCCAGGGAAAUUUGGCCGCUUUAAUAUCGAUUCCAUGCUUGCCCCCAAGCGAGGCGAUUGCGGGCCGUCCAUUUCGGUGUCGAAACCUCCACCCUCGCCGGGGCUCGGUUCUUUUACCUUGUCAAAGCCACCGCGGUCGCCAAAGCUUGCGCCUCCACUUCUAUCGAGACGGCCGCCAUCCCCAGGACUCGUCCCGCUUGAGCUAUCCCGGCCACCAAUGUCUCCUGGUUUUCCGCCGUCAAAUCCGUUUGCGAGGCCACCUCCUUCGCCAGGGUUUGGUGCGCACAGGUUCGGCUCCAAGCCGGCCAGCCUUGGCUUUGGGUCGCUGAACCUCGGCCCCCCGCCGAAACCGGCAGCCACGAAGGAAGAGCCCGCGCCCGCCCAAGAGCGGCCGGUGGCGAUGCUGCCGAGCUUCCCCGACGACGCGGCUCUGCUGUCGCCGCGCGCCGAGACCAUGACUAACAACCCGAUCCAUCAGUCGCUGUCGGGCAUGACGGGCAUGCAGUUUGUCGAGGUGCCGCCGACGCCGAGCGACGGCCUCUUCUCGCCGCGCGAAACCAUGUUCCCGCGCGACCCCUUCUUUCCGUUUGGGAGGCCGAUCCAGACGGCCGACCCGCGCAGUCCGCCUACUAAGGGGGAGACGCCGAUUGUACGGUCGAUUGACGAACUGAUUUGA